GUCCAGUGGAACAAAACUGCUACAUGUACUGAUACCCAACCCAGAGCGGAGCGUUGGUUGGACUCCGCCCAACUAGCUUCAGUCCUGUUUGCAGAACUGUUUUGUUUACCUUUUGCAUUAAUUAUAGAUCUAUACUUGUUCACUGGAUCUGUGCUAUAGGAUCUAGAUUCACUCUGAGGGACUUCACCAGGGGAACCCCCCUCUGCAAACAGCCAGCCAAGCAGAAUGGGUGACGUGGUGAGUAAACAGAAAGGUGAAGGUAAUCUGUCUGAGGAGCUCCUCCUUAAGGAUCUAGAAUCUGGUGAUUUUGAACGAAUAAUGCUUGUUGUUCAUGGAGACAGACUCGUUACACAGAGGCUUGGCCCUAAAGAUUUCACUUGUUUACACUAUGCAUCCUACCAUGGUAAUGUAAAAAUUGUUAAAAUGAUUAUUGACCGUUGUGGUGAAGUAGCUCUGCACAGAGUUUUUGAAAUGAACCCUUCUCCUAUUGAUAUAGCUAGAGGAAGUGGGCACUCUGAACUGGCAAGCCUUCUUGCAGCAAUGCAUCCUCCUUUGCAAGAUGUGGAGUCUCUUGAAGAUGCAGCUAUUACUAAUACAAUGGUGUUUAAAAAGACUGAUCUGUUGUUACACGCUUGCCUUGUUGGUGACAUAGAGCAAGUUAAAUCUCUCUCGGAAGAAGCUCUUAUUAGCACUGGGGAUAUGAGAGUACUUGGUUCGAGCCAGAUACCUUUGCAUGUAGCAGCCGAGAACGGACACCUUGAAAUUGUUAAGUAUCUUGUGCAUGCAGCUAAAUAUAAUUGUAGGGGUAAAGAUCCAUCCAAAAAGACUCCUCUACAUUUCGCUGCAUGCAAUGGACAUUUGAAAGUUGUUCAAUUUCUUUCAUCUGAAGAUCCCUCGAUGAUUAAUUUUAAAGAUAAAGACGGGAACACAUCUUUGCACUAUGCAUGUAGAGAAGGACAGUCUAUUGUUGUUACUGAGCUAGCUGAAGUCCGAAAAUGCAAAACGAUGGUUGAGAAUAACGAUGGUUUCAGUUCGAUUAGCAUAGCACGCUUGAGUGGGCAUCCUGAAAUAGCAGACUUCCUUCAGUCGUUGGCAGACGAUGACUCCAUUGAAAGCAGUAGUGAACAUGUCAGUGGUAGAGAAGAUUCUGUUGAGCCAUCUCUCCCAGGCUUGCUCUCUCACCUUCAUGAUUUUAACCGUCAGCUUCGUCAAGCAAUGGCUGAUGUUAUUGGAGAAGAACGAGAGGAAGAACUUCACCGGCUAGCUGAACAGGCAGCUGAGCUAGCUGUGCAAGGUGGUACAAGUUUAGGAAUGUUGCCUAUCCAUCAAGCAUGUGCAGUAGGAAACUUAGAUGAAGUCAAGUCCCUAGUGAUUAAUGAACAAUGCAAUGUUAAUGUCCGAGAUGAUAAAAACCACACUCCACUUAUUAUCGCUGCUCACAUGGGCAAAACAGAUGUUGUUAAGUACUUAACAUCUUUGAACAACUGUGACAUUUCUCUUAAAGACAGCCAUGGCCGCAUGCCUAUUCAUCAUGCAGCGCAAGGUGGUCAUGGUGAUGUGAUAACUAUUCUCUUGCAAGACGGAAAAGGUAGUUCUAUGAUUGAAGACAACGAAGGAACAGUGCCCCUUCAAAUAGCUUCAUUUAAUGGUUUUCUCGAUGUUGUUCAACUUCUUGCAGGCCAAAAAAAUAUCAAUCCAGAUCAUGCUGAUCACGAUGGAAGAACAUCCCUUCACUGCGCUGCUCAAGAGGGCCACCUCCCUGUCCUCAAGUUCCUUGUUGAAGAGUACAAUUGCAAUAUAAACGGAAAAGAUAAAACGAAUGGUGUUACGGCAUUACAUCUUGCUGCAUCUCGUGGCAAUUAUGAGAUGGUGGAUUAUAUUUGUUCCCACCCUGACUGUGAUCGUGAGGCUAAAGAUAAUGCAGGUCGAACUCCACUCUUUCGAGCCUCACAGUAUGGAAUGACCCGCAUCGUUAAACUCCUAGUAGAGAAAUUUAAAUGUGACUGCUCAACUAAAGAUGCUAACAAUGCGACUCCAUUGCAUCCAGCUGCAAUAGGAGGACACCUCGAAAUAGUUAAAUUUUUAUGUCUACAAUUAUCAGAGAUUGAAGUUGAAGCGAAAGAUUCCAGUGGCCGUACAGCCGUUCAUUUUGCUUCACAAAGUGGCCAACUUGACAUAAUUACUUUUCUUGUGAGGGAUAAAGGUUGCGAUGGGUCGUUAAAAGAUGUUGAGCAUGGCGUAACACCUCUCCAUCUUGCUGCCAACAAUGGCAAUAUUCAGGUUGUUAAAUUUCUGUGUGCAUUAAGUGAAGUAGACCCAGGUCAGGCUGACAAUCAUGAUCGCUCUCCACUUCAUUAUGCUGCUAUUGGAGGCCACAUUGCUGUUGUGAAGUACCUUGUUAAUGAACAGCACUGUGCCACUAACUUACAAGACAAAAAUGGCCUUACUCCCUCUACACUUGCUCGUGUCAGUGGGAAUGUUGAACUAGUGAGCGUCAUAGAAGCACAAGUACUGUCUACUUCUUACAUAGUCACUGAGUCUCAUGAAACAAAAUGGCUUGAGCAAAAUGACGACAAACAUACAACAGAAGACACAGCUCGACUCUUUGCCAUUUGUGGUGAUCUUGAAAAACUGAGAAGCCUUGUUGACUCUGAAAGUAAAAACGUUCUUGAACAAAAAGGCUUUAAUGGCGAAUCCGUUCUACACAAUGCUAGUUUUGCUGGCAAACUGGAUGUAGUUAAAUACCUUGUAAACGAGUGCGAGUGUGACGUUGGAGCAGGAGAUAACGAUGGUCAUACACCCAUUCACAACGCAGCCCAUGAAGGCCAUGAUGAGGUCGUUGCCUUCCUUGCUUCUCAGAUUAUUGGUGGUGUGGACAUUGGUGAUAAUAAUGGUAGAGUUGCUCUUCAUUAUGCUGCUCAGAAUGGACACUAUAAGGCAGUAAUUGUUCUAAUGAGCACUUAUCGAAGCAGUGGCUUGCUGAUGGACAAGUGCCAUGUCACUCCUCUUCAUUUAGCAGCUAGUGGAGGACAUACUAAAGUAGUGGAAUUCAUCCUUCAGAACGAGCAAGCUGACCCACGAAUUGCCGAUGAUGAUGGACGAACAGCUGUUCAUUAUGCUACACAAGAGGGGCACAUAAAAGUAGUACAGUGUCUUGUAGCACAAUAUUUCUUUUCAAGUUUUCGAGCUGACAAAUCAGGCAUUACUCCACUGCAUCUUGCCUGUGUUAAAGGAGACCUUCUCUUAGUGAAAUAUUUGUGCUCCCUACGAUCUUUCCAGCCGAAUGCUAUUGACAACAAUGGCCGUACCCCCUUACACUGUGCUUGCAAUGGUGGCUAUUUUGAGAUAGUGAAUUUUUUGACUAAAGAAUCAGACACUGAGUUGGCAAUUGAAGACAACAGGGGGAUGACUCCGUUUGAUUUAGCGUCCACUGUAGGAGCUUCACACAUUUGUUCUCAUCUCAGAAACUUAGGAUGUGGUCCAAGUAAAAGUGCAAAGAUUCAAAAUGAAGCUGAAACAGAAAAUCUGAAGAUAAAACUUUUUGAACAGAUGGCGGAAGCUUCUGGUAGUUUUCAACUCCAUUCAUUAGCACUAAGUGGGAACAUUGCCAAAUUUAAAGAUGUUCUCACAACUUCAGAUGUUGAUCCAAACUCCAAAGGUCCAAACGGGGAAACAGCUCUACACUUGGCGAGCUACACUGGUCAUACUGAAAUAGUGGAACUGUUGGUAAGAGAUGAGCGGGUACAAAUCAACUUGAAGGACAACGAUGAGGACACGCCACUUCAUAAUGCUGCUCACAAUGGUCAUCUAGAAGUAGUGAAAGUGUUAGCUUCACACAAAAAUUGUGACACAAAUGCAAGAGACAAGAAUGAACGCACUCCACUUCACUACGCAUCUCAGAAUGGACACUACGAUGUGGUUUCGUAUCUCUCGACUGAGUUAAAUUGUGAUAUAAAUGCAAGAGACAAAUCUGGCACACCUCCUAUACAAGUUGCUGCUUUUGCUGGCCACACUAACAUUGUUGAACUCCUAUCACAGAUUAGUGGCUGCGAGGUAGAUGCCGUUGAUGAACAAGGUCGUACUUCUCUGCACUGUGCAUGUCAAGAAGGUCACUUUGAAAUCAUGCAGUAUCUGAUAAUUGAAUGCAAGGUUGAUUACACCCUUCAAGAAAAAUCGCACUCUGUUACUUCACUCCAUCUAGCUGCAAGCAAAGGUCACCUUCGCAUCGUUAAAUUCCUUUGUACACUUGAACAUAUUGAUGCUGACAUAAAAGACAAGCACGACCGAACACCACUCUUUUAUGCUUGCAAAGAAGGAAACCUGGAAGUUGUCAAGUAUCUCACUACAGAGAAGAAAUGCGAUCUUACAACUACUGACAGUCUUGGUUUCAAUUGUUAUCAAGCAGCUGAAGUGAAUCACCAUCAAACUGUACUUGACUUUAUCGUGCAACACAGCCCUUCCCUUGUUUCUAGUGACCUAUCAACACAAGGCAAGCUGCUAUCAUUGCUCUCUGAGUUAAAAGGAGACGCUUCUAGCCUACUGAUACUUAGUGCAGCUGCUGAAGGAGAUAUUGACUCUAUAAAGCAGCACCUGCAAGGAAAGACUGAAAAAAUUCGUGGUAGAAACGGAGAAACUCCACUUCAUAUUGCAGCUUCCAUGGGGCAUUUGUCUGUUGUGAAGUACUUAGUUGAUGAAUGUAAAUAUGAUGUACUUGACAAGGAUGAAAACAGUUGCACACCUAUUCAUUUGGCUUGUAACCAAGGACAGUUGGAAGUAAUGCAGUAUUUUGCAUUAAGAGAUGAAUGUGACAUGAAUUUGAAAGACAAAAAUGGCAGAACCCCUCUUCACCAUGCAGCCCAAAAUGGUAGUAUGGCAAUUAUAUCUUUUCUGUUAACUCUCAACACCACUAAUCCAUCUCUAGAAGAUGAUGAAGGAAAUACUGCCUUUCUACUAGCUGCUUUUUGUGGAUAUUUAGAUGUAAUGAAAGUGCUGAUCUCAGAUGGCAACAGCAAUCCGAAGCAUUCAGAUAUUAAUGGCCGAUCUUCUCUCCACUGUGCCAGCCAGCAAGGACACUAUAAUAUUGUUAAGUAUCUAGUGUUGGAGCAUAACAUUGACCCAAUGUUGAAAGAAAAACUAAAUGGAGCAAAUGCUUUGCAUUUCGCAACUGGCAAUGGCCAUACAAAUAUUGUUAAAUUUGUUUGCUCUCUCCCUAGUUGUGAUGUGGAUUGUACAGAUAAGGAAGGCCGAACUCCGUUACACCGAGCAGCUCAGCAAGGACACACAGCAAUUGUACAGCUGCUUGCUAAUGACUUUCAUGCCAACUGUGAAGCUUGUGACAAUAAAGGAGUAACACCCCUACACAUGGCUUCAUAUCAGGGGCAACUUGAUGUUGUAAAGUUCUUCAUCACACAAAAAAACUUGAAUCCCUCUGCGUUCCGUGACCAUAAUGGACGUACAGCCCUCCACUGUGCUGCUCAACAGGGCCAAAUUGACGUUAUGAAAUAUCUUGUUGAGGAAUGUACCAUGAAUUGCAUGGACAAAGAUCAGGCUCACGGUGUAACACCUAUUCAUUUGGCUGCCAACACUGGACACUUGGAUAUUGUCAAGUUUAUCUGUUCUCAGCCAGAAACUAACGUUGAUAUCAAGGAUACAAUGCUUCGUACACCUCUCCACUAUGCCUGCCAGGAGAAACAAACAAAAGUAGCUAAGUAUCUAGUGUCUGAGCAAGGCAGCAAUCCAAACCUCAAAGAUAAACAUGAUACAACUCCUUAUGAAUUGUGUGCUGUAGUUGGAGCUCAUGAUAUUUUGUUGUUCCUGAAAUCUCAUUUGAAAGAAGACCAGAAUGAUCUCGUCUUACCAGAAAAACUAAAUAGUUUGGUGGAUGCAGAUGUAAUACUAAGGAUGCAUGCAAUCAAUGGGAAUUUAGAAAUGGUUAAAGAGAUUGUAGCCGCCAAAGGCAUGCACAUCGUGAGUGUACAAGGACUUCAAAAAGAGACACUCUUACAUAACGCUUCUUUUGCUGGGAAGUUGAAUGUUGUGAAAUAUCUUGUGCUUGAGUGCAAGAGUGAUCUUAAUGAUACUGAUGAAAGUGGACACAUUCCCCUUCACAAUGCUGCUCACGAGGGACAUACGGACGUCAUUGAAUUCUUGGCAUCACAGAAUAGCUGCCAUUCAAAUGCAAGAGAUAACAAUGGCAGAACACCCCUCCACUUUGCUGCACAGAAUGGGCACUAUGAUUCUGUUGUCAUGCUAGUGAACGUUUUCGAUCUAAAAUUAAUGCUAGGAGACGAAAAAGGCGUCACACCAAUACAACUUGCAGCUGGAAAUGGUCAUACAAGAAUUUUGAAAUUCAUGAUCACCAAAGAAGGUGUCAAUAUGUCAGUGAAAGAUCAUAAUGGAAGAACUCCUUUGCAUUCUGCUUCUCAAGGGGGUCAGCUUGACACUGUCAAGUUCCUCAUCCAUGAAUGCAAUGCUGAUCCAAUGACUAAAGACACUGCCCACUCAGUAACAUCACUGCAUAUAGCAGCUAAUGGAGGUCACACGGAAAUCGUAAAAUUUUUCUGCUCUCUUGAUAAUUCCGAUCCUAACGCUCAAGAUCAGUACGAAAAAACCCCAUUACACUAUGCCUGCCAAGAAGGUCAUUUGAACACCGUUAAGACACUUGUGAGUGAACUGUCUUGUGAUCCUUUCAGAAGAGACCGUAAUGGUGUGACACCUAUUCAACUAGCUGAUAUUGCUUGUAAACCUGAAGUUGUGGCAUAUCUAAAAUCUAAAUUUCCAUCAAAGGAAAGUGCAGAAGAAAUUAGUUCGUCUAAUGCAAAUGAUCAUGGCUUGUUAGUCAACGUUCUAGCUUCCCGUGGCCACCUUCAAAGCCUAAAAGAUGUUAUGAAGCAAAGAGGUACACACUCUGUCAAGGGACCUAAUGGAGAAACUGCUUUACACCUUGCUGCCUAUGGUGGGUAUCUGGAUACUGUGAAGUAUCUUGUUGAUGAGUGUGGUUUCGAUGUGAACGCAUGUGAUAAUAAUGGAAACACCCCAACUCACUGUGCCUCUCAAAGUAACUCACUGAGUGUUGUCAAGUACAUGACUGGAAAGACUCAAUGCAAAGCAGACAUUCCCGACAGGAAUGGUAGAAUUCCUCUUCAUAUUGCAUGCCAAGAGGGGAGAAAAGAAAUUGCUGUUUGUUUGAAUGAUAAAGACAGAGCCUGCCGGAACCACCAGGACAAUGAUGGUACAACACCAGUACAGCUAGCUGCAUAUGCAGGCCACCUUACGAUUGUCAAAUAUUUGGUGAAUGAAGGAGAUUGUGAUCCUACCAUUCGUGACAAUGCUGGACGAACUAGUGUUCAUUGUGCUAGUCAACAAGGCCACUUAGAUGUUGUUAAGUUCCUAGUGGAGGAAUGUGGAGCUGACCAUCUUGUGGAUGACUGUAAGAAUCGAGUGACACCUAUUCAUUUAGCGGCUGGAAAAGGACAUUUAGAUAUCGUUAGGUAUCUCUGCACUCUACCAAACACAGACCCAGACGUCAAGGACAGUCGUGGGAGAACACCUGUUCAAUAUGCUUCACAAGAGAACCACCUCCCAGUCGUGAAAUACCUUUACGAAGAAAAGAAAUGUGAUCCAUCUCAUAAAGAUGAACAAGGAGUUUCAUCUGUAGAAUUAGCUCUCAUUGCUGGAUCUACAGAAGUAUCUAGUUUCUACAGAGAGAACAAUUUUCAAGCGUCUGAGACUGCCUCUAGGUUUACAGAACUUGCGUCACUACUAAGCAACACUGACACUAACGCUAUCAAGGUACGCAUGGCUGUUAUUGAAGGAGAUUUGGACAAGCUGAAACAGUUGUUGAGGAGUGAUCCUAGAAAAACUGUCUCCAAAGGACUCCAAGGGGAAACCCUUUUGCAUACUGCUGCUUUUGCUGGUAAAUUAGCAAUUGUCAAGUACCUUGUCACGGACUUUAAUAUUGAUCUUAAUACUCAAGAUAAUGAUGGACACACAGCAAUGCACAACGCUGCUCAUGAAGGUUUCACAGAGAUUGUAAGUUUUUUGGGUUCACAGCAAAAUUGCUCUUCAAAUGUUAAAGAUCAAAAUAGCCGAACUCCUCUCCAUUAUGCUGCUCAAAAUGGUCAUUUAAAGGUUGUUAAGGUGUUGCUUGAAGAUCUCGAUAGUGAUAGUGAUUGCGAAGACAAAACUGGAGUUACACCUGUGCAAUUAUCUGCAGAAGCAGGGCAUUUCGAAAUAUUCAAGUACCUUGUCAAAGAAGCUAACGUCGAUUUAACCCAUGUUGACAAUAACGGUCGCAAUUGGCUACAUUCUGCAAGCCAGCAAGGCAAUGUUAGUAUUGUUAAGUUCGGAAUUUCAGAGUGCAAUAUGACCUGCUCUGUAGCAGAUAAAGCAUUUCAUGCGACUCCCCUUCAUCUAGCUGCUAGCAAUGGACAAGUUGAAGUCGUAAAGUAUCUAUGUUCACAGCCAAGCUGUGACACUGAAGCCAUUGAUCAGUCUGGAAGAAUUCCACUUCACUUUGCAUGCCAAGAAGGUCACAUUGAAGUGGUAAAGUUUUUAGUCACUGAGAAAAAGUCUAACCCAAAUCUACGUGACGAAAAUGGUAUAACCCCCAGGCACUUAGCAACUCUCAAAGGUUUCACUAAAAUUGUUGAGCUCUUAAGCUCUCACGUAGAAACCGAUCACACCACUACAAAUGACAGUGGAAAAACCACAGAAGGUGCUGGAGAGUCUUGGGUACAUGCAUCAUUGUUAGAAAAUCCUGACCGACUAGCUAUUCGUAUGGCAGCUGUUGCUGGAGACCUUGAAAAAGUGAAGAAAAUUGUUGAAAAGAAUGGUGUAGACAUUCUCUCCACUAGUGGCCCUCAAGGAGAGACUGUUCUGCACAAUGCUUCAUUUGCUGGUCAACUGAGUGUAAUUAGCUAUCUUGUUGAGGAAUGUCAUUGUGAUGUAAAUAAAAUGGAUGAAGAAGGACACACCCCAGUACAUAAUGCUGCUCAUGAAGGACAUGUUGAGGUCCUUCAGUACUUCGUCAAACUGAAUGAUUGUAACUGCACUGUUAAAGACCACAAUGGCCGUCUUCCAAUCCACUAUGCUGCUCAGAAUGGCCACAAGAUGGCUGUAUGUGUACUUCUGAACGAAGGAAAAUGUGGUUGCAUGUGGAAAGAUGAUCAUGGCUCCAUUCCCAUGCAUCUUGCUGCUUACAAUGGACAUUUGGACAUUGUAAAGCUGCUUGCCACUCAGAAAAAUAGUGAUCCCUCUUACCCAGAUGAAAAAGGCCGAACCUCUCUGCACUGUGCUAGCCAGCAAGGACACACUGCAGUGGUUGAUUUUCUUGUUCGUGAUUGUCAUGUUGACCCAAUGCUCGCUGAUACACAACAAGGUGUCACUGCUGUUCAUCUCGCUGCUGAUAAUGGACACUUGAACAUUAUUAAGGUCUUUAGCAGUAUUCCUGGUACAUCUUUCAAUGUAAAAGACAAGCAUGGACGUUCUCCCUUGCAUUAUGCAUGUCAAAAUGGCCACACAGAAAUUGUCAAGUAUCUGGUCUUAGAACAUAAGUGUGAUCCUUCGUCAAAAGACUCAAUAGGUGUAUCACCUUUUGACUUGGCAUUUGAAAUUGACACAGUCGAGUUUCUCAGGAAACACACUCCUGGUGCCUCGAGCAGUAAACAAGAAGGUAAAAAUAGGGCUGAGUUACUGUCUGCCCUAAAGAACAACAAGACAGAUCUCUUUGCCCGUAAGCAUGCAAUAAGUGGAAACUUAGAAAAAUUAAAGGAAACUCUUGCUCAUGUCGAAAACAAGAAAGCGUUUAUAGAGUCCAAGGGUCUCGAUGGAGAAACACUUCUGCACAAUGCUGCCUUUGCUGGAAAUCUUGAAAUAGUAGCUUAUCUUGUGCUAGAGUGCAAGUGUGACAUGAACAUAACAGACUCUGAUAAAUACACUGCUCUGCAUACUGCUGCACACAAUGGACAUAUGGAGGUUGUCUCUUUCCUUACCUCUCAGCCCAAGUGUAACAUGUCUCCAAUAGACAAGCAUCAACGCACUCCUCUUCACUAUGCGGCGCAAAAUGGCCACAAGAAAGUGACUGAGUGGCUAGUGGAGAAGCAUCAGUGUGACUUAAUGCAAGAAGACGAAUCAAAAGUGACACCCUUCCAACUCUCUUGUGACGCUGGACAUCUUGAUAUAGUAAAGUUUCUUUCCACACAGAGCAGUUGUGACGUGCAUCACAAAGACAAGAAUGGACGAACUGGUUUACAUGGAGCCAGUCAAAAUGGGCAUACCAAUGUUGUAAAAUACAUUGUGGAGAAACUUGGAGGUGACCCCAUGCUGAGUGAUUCAGCUCAUGGAGUUAAUUCUAUUCAUCUUGCUGCUUCAAGUGACAAUCUGAACAUUGUUAAAUUUUUCCAUUCGCUACCUAGUUGUGACCUAGCAAUCCUCAGCUCUUCAAGUCAAAAUGCUUUGCAUAUGAGCUGCCAAAAUGGUAACUUGGCUAUGGUACAGUUCAUAGUAAACACAGCUCACAUAGAUGCUAGUGCGGGAGAUAAAAAUGAAGUUACUCCUCUACAUUUUGCAUCUUUUAAUGGCCACACCAACUUGGUAUCUUUCUUACUGGAGCAACCUGGAGUUGACCCGUCUUGUGCCGACAUUAAUGGAAGAACACCUCUCCAUGUUGCUAGUCAACAAGGACACUUCGAUAUUGUCAAGCUUCUAGUUGAUGAGUACUCUUGCAGCUGCACUCAAAAGGACAAAGGGACAGGGAUCACUCCUAUCCAUCUAGCUGCUGCGAAUGGCCAAGUUAACGUCAUUCGCUUCUUUGCAACAAAAGAACCGAAGAAAUUAGAUAUCAAGGCUGCCAAUGGCCGAACUCCACUUCAUUUUGCAUGCCAAGAAGGACACCUUGAUGUUGUCAAGGUGCUCUUUGUGCAGAAUGGAUGCAACCCAGACCUACCAAGUAAAGAGGGAAUCACUCCGCGGAAGUUGGCUGAAGUCAACAACAAACGAAGGAUUGUCAACCUCUUUAACGGGAAUACCCAGGAGAAUGAAGAGAAUGACGAUCAUGAUGAUGAGGAAAGUGAAGGAAACAAUACUUUACAAGAACUGAUGCAACUGCAACAGGCCCUCAUGGGUGAACACGGCUCUCUAAGGGAACAGCUUGCUGGGAUGGGUGCGGGGAAGCCGGGUGCUAACUGUCCUAUGCAAUAAACAAGUACUGCAUGUAGUUUUACGCUUUUACUUUAGGUUUUAUAUCGUAGAUAUGCAGGCGCACUUAUGAAUUGUUUUCUCUUAUAAUUAUAAUUAUAGUCUGACUUUACUAUAUGUAUUGUCACUUUUGUAGAUUAGCUAUAGCUAAGUAUAUUAGUGAGUGUUUAUCUGUAUAUGUAAAUCUAUUAUGCUAUAUGCAUGGUUGUUGAUUUUUGUGGCUGUAUAAUUUAAAAAUUCUGACAAAAUUUAAUGC
Messenger RNA from Halichondria panicea, 11452 nucleotides. RefSeq lists its product as uncharacterized. The transcript is spliced from 5 exons. NCBI's taxonomy places the organism in Eukaryota, Metazoa, Porifera, Demospongiae, Suberitida, Halichondriidae. The coding region runs from base 226 to 11199 and encodes 3657 amino acids. The record is from RefSeq and is a predicted model, not a curated record. Gene Ontology annotation, molecular function: protein binding.